This is a messenger RNA of Chaetura pelagica (chimney swift), 417 nucleotides long. RefSeq names its product tryptophan rich basic protein (gene GET1). The transcript has 4 exons. Lineage: Eukaryota; Metazoa; Chordata; Aves; Apodiformes; Apodidae. The coding region runs from base 37 to 417 and encodes 126 amino acids. Gene Ontology annotation, biological process: tail-anchored membrane protein insertion into ER membrane. The record is from RefSeq and is a predicted model, not a curated record.
AGGUUAUUACAAAAAGAUGCAGAGCAGGAAUCCCAAAUGAGAGCCGAGAUUCACAACAUGAAGCAAGAACUCUCAACCAUUAGUAUGAUGGAUGAGUUUGCUAGAUAUGCCCGUCUGGAAAGAAAGAUUAACAAAAUGACUGACAAGCUUAAAACCCAUGUGAAAGCACGAACUGCCCAGUUAGCCAAAAUCAAGUGGGUUAUAAAUAUUGUGUUCUACAUCUUACAAGCUGCCUUGAUGAUCUCUCUGAUUUGGAAGUACUACUCUGAGCCAGUUACAGUGCUUCCAAGCAAGUGGCUUGCUCCACUGGAGCGCUUGGUAGCCUUUCCUACAGGGGUGGCAGGUGGUGUUGGAAUUACCUGUUGGCUUGUGGUUUGUAAUAAAGUUGUAGCUAUCAUGCUGCACCCUUUCAGCUGA